This is a messenger RNA of Olea europaea var. sylvestris, 3776 nucleotides long. Its product is annotated as DExH-box ATP-dependent RNA helicase DExH8. Lineage: Eukaryota; Viridiplantae; Streptophyta; Magnoliopsida; Lamiales; Oleaceae. Gene Ontology annotation, molecular function: RNA binding; ATP binding; metal ion binding. The coding region runs from base 131 to 3163 and encodes 1010 amino acids. Gene Ontology annotation, biological process: maturation of SSU-rRNA from tricistronic rRNA transcript (SSU-rRNA, 5.8S rRNA, LSU-rRNA). Gene Ontology annotation, cellular component: nucleolus; intracellular anatomical structure. The record is from RefSeq and is a predicted model, not a curated record. The transcript has 14 exons.
GUAGACGAGAGUCCGUGUCCGUGUUCUAUUGAGAAAAUACCAUAUAUAACUCGCAAAUACUUUUGCUCCACUGCACAUUUCUGAGCGUUUGUGAGGGUUUUGGAUUUGAGUUUGGGAAAAUUAUACAGCCAUGGCGACGUCGCCGACAUCAUCGUCUUACUCGUCGUCUUCAUCGCCGUUUGUUGCAUCGUCGUCGGCGGAGUCGAACUUCUCCGGCCUUCCGGUGAUGGCACUGAGGGACAGAAUUGUCGAGAAGAUUAUGGAGAAUCGAGUUACUCUCAUCGUUGGCGAAACCGGUUGCGGGAAGAGCUCACAAGUUCCGCAAUUCUUACUAGAAGAAAAUAUGGAGCCUAUACUUUGUACACAACCAAGAAGAUUUGCUGUUGUAGCUGUUGCAAGAAUGGUGGCAAAAGCUCGUAAUUGUGAAGUAGGUGGAGAGGUUGGGUAUCACAUUGGUCACUCAAGGGUCUUCUCGGCUAGGUCAAAAAUUAUAUUUAAAACGGCAGGUGUAUUGUUGGAUGAAAUGCGAGAGAAGGGAUUGAAAGCGCUCAAAUAUAAAGUUAUUAUUCUUGAUGAAGUGCAUGAAAGAUCUGUGGAGUCUGAUCUUGUUCUUGUUUGCGUGAAGCAGUUUUUGCUAAAAAACAAUGACCUGAGGGUCGUUUUGAUGUCUGCUACUGCUGAUAUUUCAAGGUAUCGUGAAUACUUCAAGGAUCUUGGUAGGGGUGAUAGGGUAGAAGUGUUAGCAAUCCCUCCUAGCACGGGGAAGAGCAUCAUAUAUCAGCGGAAAGUGACAUAUCUUGAACAGGUAAUUGAUCUUCUUGGUAUAGAAUCAGAAGACCCCUCUUUGAAAUAUUGUUCUGGACCAAGCCCAAUCAUGGCCGAAGCAAUUUUCAAGCCUGAAGUCCACAAGCUUAUACAUGAUUUGGUGUUAUAUAUUCACAAAAAUGAACCAGAUAUUGAGAAGAGCAUUUUGGUCUUCCUUCCAACAUUCUAUGCACUGGAACAGCAGUGGUUCCUCUUGAAACCAUUCGGUGAAUGUUUCAAGGUUCAUAUUUUACAUCGGAGUAUUGACACUGAACAAGCUCUGAAAGCAAUGAGAAUCUGGAAAUCCCAUCGUAAGAUAAUAUUGGCCACAAACAUUGCGGAAUCUUCUGUUACAAUACCCAAAGUAGGCUAUGUCAUUGAUUCCUGUCGAUCAUUGCAAGUUUACUGGGAUACUAAUCGGAAAAACGAUUCUGCAGAGCUUGUAUGGGUUUCCAAAUCCCAGGCUGAACAGCGCAAGGGGAGAACUGGUCGGACUUGUGAUGGUCACGUGUAUCGCUUGGUAACAAGAUUGUUCUUUAAUCAGCUUGUGGAUUAUGAACCCCCAGCCAUACUGAGGUUGUCAUUAAGGCAACAAGUACUUCUCAUUUGCUGUGCUGAAUCUAGAGCCAUUAAUGACCCCAAAGUGUUGUUGCAGAAGGCCAUGGACCCUCCACAACCCGAUGUUGUCGACGAUGCACUGAAUCUGCUGGUUCACAUUCGUGCAUUGGAAAAAGCAUCUCCUAGGGGUCACCAUGAGCCUACAUUUUAUGGACGACUGCUUGCUAGCUUCUCUCUGUCGUUUGAUGCUUCUAUCCUCAUUAUCAAAUUUGGGGAAAUAGGAAUGCUACGUGAAGGCAUUGUAUUUGGUAUUUUGAUGGAUCUCCAACCUCUACCAAUUCUUUCUCCUUUUGGUCAGGAAAAUCGGUUUGUGGAGUACAUUGAUUACUAUUAUAGUGGAAACAGCAAGGACACUGGUUUGGGUAGGAAGGAGAUGCUAUAUAUGGGAAACUUGAGUGCAUUUCAGUUCUGGCAACGUGCUUUGAAGGACAAAUGUCGUCUUGAACGACUGAAACAGAUUCUUAAGGUUGAUAAUGAGGAAAACGCUCAAAUUCUUGACUCAAAGGGACUGCUGAGUGUGUUGUUUGCAGAUGAUGAAAUCCUCCAUUCUCUGCACCGGGUUCGACCCAAAUUUCUGGUUAUAUCUGAUAGUCUUCCAUUUUAUUAUGAUCCAUAUGUCUGGCACACGUGCCAACUUGAAUGUGAGCAAAAAGGGGAAACGGAUACACUGGCUGUAGAGGAUGAACACCUUGAGCUUGAUAGUGAGUUGAGAAGAUGUGUUGCUGUACCUUUUGCUGGAUGCAGUGAUUAUCAAAUGGAUAAGAUGGCUAGAAAUUUGGCAUUGAUCGUCAAAGAGAUGAGAACUCAAGUUACUGAGGAUGCAUCUGAAGAACGGCAUAGAUUCCUCGAUGAUGACAGACGUCAUGUUGCUGGAGGUGCAUCGAUGUGUAAAUUUUUCAUCAAUGGCUUGUGCAACAGGGGUAGCCAAUGUUUAUUUUCUCAUUCACUCCAAGCAAAAAGACCAGUUUGCAAAUUCUUUUUCUCCUUACAGGGAUGUCGCAAUGGAGAUUCGUGCCUCUUUUCUCACGAAUCUGGUACAACAGCAAUAUCCUGUAGUGACUUGAGUUUGUGCAGCCAAGAUGACAGAGACACUGAUGCAGCAUCUUUUGUUCGAUUUUUUCCUGAUUUUUCUUCGGAUGGAUACAUACUAUUAUUGGACGACUUUGAUCUUUAUUUUUCUACCCAUAUUUCUUAUCACUAUGACUCUUCCUGUAUAAUUUCCACAUCAUCUCAACCAGAUCCCCUCAUCCCUGAUCCAUCGGGCAUCAAAAUUUUCUGGGGACUUAGUCAUCCAUAUCAGACAAUCAUGUCCAGAGCAGGGGAAGACACAGUUCCAUGGAGUAAAGUCAAAUGCGUAUUAUGGUUUCCUAGAUUUGAUCAUGAAUAUAAGGAAGGACAGAAAAGCUCCAUACAAACGUUCUUUGAGUAUCUGGCUAUCCGAUUGUUGGCAGAGUCCCUGCAAGAAGUGGUAGUAAUCCUAACCAUGAACAAUAUCAGAUUUUCCCAAUUACAGGUGGAAAAGUUGGCAAGGGACAGUUUCUUCCUUCUAAGAGAAUCAUUUCCAUUUGAUGAAUCAAGCUUUGGGCAGUUGUUUGAUGAGCUGACAGCUAGAAAAUCAAUGUCGACUUCAAAGCCUGUUUCAUACGUUUUUGAUCUGCAUCCACCUACCGAAGUUCAGUUUGGCGACUAUAAGAUGCUUUUCCGUCAAUAUUUGCAUCCUACUUUGUGUCCUAUUUAUUAGAAGUUAUCUGCGGGAGAUUGUGUGUAUACGAAGUUGCUUGUUGUCUUCCUGGUGAAGGAAAAUUUAGAGUAGUGGUAAUUAUAUUCAUGACAAACUUGUUAUUUGUUGCACCAUAUUUCAAUUGCACUCAAGGCUCAACCUUUAUGCUCCAGUAAAACUUAUCUCCCUAUCUUUUUUUCAUUUCUUAUCUUCAACCUUUAAUUAAUUAGCACAUCUUGUCUUUGGUAAUGGUUUCAGUCAAAAUCUUCCUUUUGUGUGUUAAACCAAGUGAAAAAUAAUGUCGCACUUUUACAUUUAUUUUCCUUUUAUAAAUAUGAUGGUUAAAUAAGUUAUUAUAUGCCCUCAAUAGACUUUUUCGUUGAAAAUUGUUACAUGAGAUGAGAAGUGCUGGUGGAUGCUAAUUGAUGAAGGUUGAGAUAAAAAUGCGUUGCAAAAAAUCAGGGAUGCAAGAUUUAAUGAGCAAAGAUUGAGAAUCUUAAAUGAAAUUAAAAUAUGGUAUAACUAAUAAAACUGUAGUAUGAAUAUAAUUACCCAUUUAGUUAAGAGGAUCUUAGAAGUUUGUGAAGCAUAGACGGUAUUACCCUUUAUUUUGUAAGCUAUGGAGGCACAUCAA